Cuscuta campestris is the source of this 1001-nucleotide messenger RNA. NCBI's taxonomy places the organism in Eukaryota, Viridiplantae, Streptophyta, Magnoliopsida, Solanales, Convolvulaceae. The record is from the annotation of a GenBank genome assembly.
UACGAAGGGCAAUAUAAUCUCUCUCAUCUUCAAUAGUUCUAUGAUGAAGGGGGCAAAAAUGGGAGACAGAAGAAACGAGGAAACGAAAAGGAAACGAACAGAAUGGCCAGCCAUUAAACCCAAGUCCAAUCUCCAGGUCUCUCGUCUCAAAGGGAACGAUCUCCUUACUGUGCAAAAUUACUUGACUUCUGCUGAAGCAAAAGCAUUCAUUGAAGCAGCAGAAUCAGUUGGGUUUGUUCACCAAGGGAGCCUUGGCCCAACAAAGGGUGAAGCCUAUAGAGAUAAUGAUCGUAUCUCUAUAAAUGAUCCUGAUCUUGCUGAUGCAAUAUGGAAAGCAGGGAUUGACAAACUCUUUUGUGCUAUUAGAAUUUGUGGCAGAGUUGCUGUUGGAUUAAACCCAAACAUCAGAUUUUACAGGUACAAGGCUGGGCAGCGUUUUGGACGUCAUAUUGAUGAAAGUGUUGAUCUCGGUGAAGGUCAAUUCACACACUAUACAUUGUUAGUGUAUCUAAGCGGAAGAGGCUUCAAAUCCAAAGCUAAGGUGGAUAAGAAUGCUCAGGAUUCUCUGACAGAGCCUCUUGUUGGAGGAGAGACUGUAUUUUAUGGUCCUAGAAAUUCUCUGGUCGCCGAGGUUCCUCCUUGUGAAGGAAUGGCUCUCUUUCAUAUCCAUGGGGAUAAAUGUAUGCUGCACGAAGCUCGGAAUGUCAGUAAGGGUGUCAAAUAUGUGUUGCGAACGGAUGUUGUGUUUGCUUGAUCCCAUGUAAGCACUCUCUAGCCCCCCCUCCCACCCCGCACCCCCUUAUUCGACAACGUUAUAUAUCUCUGCAAUUUAUGUUCUCAAGUACUAGCUAGAUAAGUAACCUUAUGGCUUUCAGAUUUUGUUAAUAAUAUUCACUCUUUUAGGGGCAGAUUGAAUGAAUCCGAACUGAUUGUAGUGUAAUUUUGAACUAAGCUGUAGUGAACUGAAUUUAAGAGUACUGAAAUUAAUUAAGUCCAAUUGA